GGUGCCUUCAGAAACCGCGUGGGACGUCCUUGACCAAUCCCAGUGUAACACUUGCUGAAACGCAUUGUUCCUGAUCUAGAAAUGCAUGUCAUUUUCACGGUAACCGUGUUCGUCAAGAGUAGAUUACUACCCUUGACAUGGCGUUGCGUGCGAUGGGCAUAGCUUAGAGCAAGUUAAUAAUUCAGCCAACUGUUGGCUGUAAGAAUUCUUAUAGUCCACCUCUCAGCCCACUAGUAUAAUAGUUUAGUCCUUUAUUAUUAAUAUAAGGCUCACAUGUCACUCUCACAAAGUUUCUGAGUUUUUAUGCCCAAGCUGGCUGCAAGCUCCUCUCUCUCCUAUUCUCUCUCCUCCACCUCAGCAUUUAGCUUUCUUGCAGCCACUUAUAAUACUUACUCUUAGCCUUGACAGGCCGGCCGGUCAGAUCUGCUUGUAGCCACCGUCAGUACCUGAGCUGAGCCCCCUCACCAAAGUCAACCAACUCGCAAUCAACAACUACUACAAUGCAAGGAGCACACUAGCUCAGAGACAGCUUAGCAUGGAGUGAUCGAGCAGAGUCUAAAGUCUAAACCAUACUCUGCCCGGUUCACUUAAAUCUCAUUGACAAGAGACAAAUCUGGCCGGGUUGAGGUGUGUGGUGUGUACACGCUCGCAGGUCAGCGCAAUAAGAUCUACACGUACGAGUUAAUAAACGAUCGAGAUCUAGCCAGCCCGGCCGGCCAGCCUAUGGGGCGCUCGGUCGAUUUUCAUUCGUCCAUGCUUUGACAUGGAGCAAAUCCGUAGAGCUACAAGUCCCCGUUUUUUUGCAUGUGCUCGGCGCGUGACGACGGCCGGCAUUUUCCAAGUCGAUCGAAUGAUCAGCUCCUGUGUUGGAUUCCCGAACUAGGUUUUCCGUCCGCUCGGGCAGCCAGCCUGACAUUCAAUUCCUCACUGGUAGCCUUGCCGUUGCCGCGCCCUAGCUCCUCCGCAAAUUCCUCUUGGCACACCGUACCGGUCCUCAAUUCCUCGCCACCUUCGUCGUCCCCGAUCUCCAUCCAUCCGUUGACUCCCUCCCUAUAAAUAAACAGGCCUCUGACCUCUCCACAGUGGGAGCUAGCUAGCUAGCUAGUAGAGGUCCGGAAGCUAGCUAGCCGCGCGCCACCAGCAGCUAGUUCCCCAGCUCGUAACCUAGCUAGCUAGCCAUGGCUUUGCCUUGUAGCCUCUCGAGGCACUGCAGCUUAUUACUGCUCGUCGCCGGCGUGGCGGUGCUGCUAGUAGGCAGCAGCACGCGCCCGUGCGCGGCGACGCUGGACGACGACAUCGAGCUCAUCUGGGGCGCCAGCCACACCUACUUCUUCAUGGACGGCCCCGACACCGAGUCCCUGGCGCUCUCCCUGGACGAGCAGCAGGGCUCGUGCUUCCGCUCCAAGAACACGUACCUCUACGGCACCAUCAGCAUGGACAUCAAGCUCGUCGAGGGCAACUCCGCCGGCGUCGUCGCCACCAUCUACACGAUCUCCGAAGGCCCCUGGUCGUACCACGACGAGAUCGACCUGGAGUUCCUCGGCAACGUCUCCGGCCAGCCCAUCACGCUCCACACCAACAUCUUCGCCAACGGCGUCGGCGGCCGGGAGCAGCAGUACUACCUCUGGUUCGACCCCACCGCCGACUACCACACCUACUCCAUCGAGUGGAACCCCAAGUACAUCGUGAUCCGGGUUGACGGGAAGGCGAUCCGGGCGUUCAAGAAUUACGAGGACCAGGGGGUGCCGUACCCGACGUGGCAGCAGCAGCGCGUGUACGGCAGCCUGUGGGACGCCGACGAGUGGGCGACGCAGGGCGGCGCCGUCAAGACCGACUGGUCCAACGCGCCCUUCGUCGCCUACUACCGCAACUACAACACCACCUGGUGCCGGCCGUCGCCGGGCGUCUCGUGGUGCGGCGCCGAGCCCAAGGACUCGGCGCGCUUCGACCUCGACCAGCAGACGCUCGCCGACCUGCAGUGGGUCAACGCCAACUACCGGAUCUACGACUACUGCACCGACCACAAGAGGUUCAACGAGUCCGACUUCCCCAAGGAGUGCUACCUGCAGCGAGCUGGGGUCUGAUUGCUUGCAUUGCUUGCAUCCGUAGACGAUGAUGCCCAAUACUGAUGCGGCGACGAUCGACGAUUGUUGUUGGGCUCUCGAUUGAUCCGCUGAUUGUUUCUGUACAUCUGAAGACAAGACACACAGGUACAAUUUUGAUUCUUUAUUAUUAGAUUGGUGAUUUGCUUGGUCUCCCUAGCUCCGGCUGCUGCUUCACUCCUUCUCGGGUCAUCAGAUGUAUCAACAUUUCUCUGACAGAGCUGUUGCUUUGUUCUAGCAUUAUUGAUUCGUCAUGUAAAACCAUGAUAUAAAUGCAUGGUUCCACAUUUUUGUUCCGAGAAACCAAACUAC
Messenger RNA from Panicum virgatum (switchgrass), 2414 nucleotides. RefSeq names its product xyloglucan endotransglucosylase/hydrolase protein 24-like. Lineage: Eukaryota; Viridiplantae; Streptophyta; Magnoliopsida; Poales; Poaceae. The transcript is spliced from 3 exons. Gene Ontology annotation, biological process: xyloglucan metabolic process; cell wall biogenesis. Gene Ontology annotation, cellular component: apoplast; cell wall. Gene Ontology annotation, molecular function: xyloglucan:xyloglucosyl transferase activity; hydrolase activity, hydrolyzing O-glycosyl compounds. The coding region runs from base 1179 to 2084 and encodes 301 amino acids. The record is from RefSeq and is a predicted model, not a curated record.